Molecule: messenger RNA, 3581 nt
Organism: Populus nigra (black poplar)
Lineage: Eukaryota; Viridiplantae; Streptophyta; Magnoliopsida; Malpighiales; Salicaceae
Product: protein NLP2-like
Exons: 5
Coding region: 483-3320 (945 amino acids)
Molecular function (GO): protein binding; DNA-binding transcription factor activity
Source: RefSeq, a predicted model, not a curated record
ACUCACUAGAGAGCUGCCUGUGCCACGGCUGAGAGGAUAAUUUCCUCUUUCUUUCUUCCACUCGUGGUGCUACUACUUACCCAGCCCAGAUUCUCUUUUUACCACUUUCCUUUUUUUUUGGUCUUCUUGUCGAGUAACAGAAUACCAACCCAACUCAUAUCCUUCACUGAACAGAAUCUUUGUUGCUGCAUAUGUUCUCACUACAACUACUUCUUCCUGUUGUUCUGUCUGGUUUAGAUUUGCUCAUAGUUCUUCCAGACGCGUAUAAUAUAACAGUUCACAAAAUCAAAUUUUUGUUGGCAAUGUUUCUGCAAGACGGGCAUAUUGGGUUUACGGAUACAAGCACUAGCAAUCCUUCCUGGAAGUUCCUCUUUUUGUUUUUCAUCUAUACUGUUCUUAUGUGUUUCGGAUCGUGAUAAAAGUUUGCAAAUUCAGAUUUACUAGGCUUUGUUGGAUACAAAUCUUGAAGGCAAGUUCUCGAUAUGGAUGAUGGAAAUGGUCCUAAUUUUAUUCCUGAUUCUGCUUUCGAGAACUUCUCUGGCUCUUCCAUGGACUUGAAUUUCAUGGAUGAGCUCCUGUAUGAAGGAUGUUGGUUGGAGACUGCCGAUGAGUUCAACUUUUUGCAGGCUGGUGCCAUAUCCUCUAGUGAUCUAAAUGACCCUCGGCAAUAUUUUCCUCUUUUUGAGCCCAGCAGCAGUAAUUCGAAUGUAAAUUCUCAUCAAGAGAACUAUCAAGGUGUGGAUGAACUUGGUGGGAUUGGAUCCCAAAACCAGAAUAUUCGUUCUUUAGACCAAUCCGGAAGUUUUCCAGUUGAGAGCAAUGAAUUGGAUAGAAGAUUGUGGAUUGCACCAACUGCAACAGGACCAUCUUCUCCGGUAAGAGACAGAUUGAUGCAUGCCAUAGGACAGGUGAAAGAAUGCACCAAGGAUAGGGAUGUCCUUAUUCAGAUAUGGGUUCCGGUGAAGAAAGAAGGCAAGAAUGUCCUUACCACUAUUGGCCAGCCAUACUUGCUCGAUCGUAAAUGCCAGAGUCUUGCAAGUUACAGAAAUGUAUCAAAAGACUUUCAGUUCCCAGCAGACGAGGACUCAAAAGAGUUGGUUGGUUUGCCUGGCCGAGUUUUCUUGAGGGAGUUGCCUGAGUGGACUCCAGAUGUUAGUUUCUUCAGCGGGGUUGAGUAUCUACGUAAAAAACAUGCGAAGCAAUUCAAUAUUAGAGGAUCCUUCGCAGUUCCUGUUUUUGAACAGGGCAGCAGGACUUGUUUGGGGGUUAUUGAGGUCGUAACGACCACUCGAGACAUCAGUUAUCGUCCAGACCUAGAAAAUGUCUGCAAAGCUCUUGAGGCUGUUGAUCUUAGGAGUCCGCAAGACUUCUGCCCUCCAAGUCUGAAGGUUUGCAAAGAGGUUUGCCAAGCGGCAGCUCCUGAGAUAUCAAAGAUUUUGGAGUCUGUGUGCAAGGCACAUAGAUUACCUUUAGCCUUAGCGUGGGCCCCAUGUUUCCGGGAAGGUAAAGGUGGAUGCCGGCAUUUUGAUGAGAGCUAUUCUUAUUUCAUUUCUUUGGUGAAUUCUGCUUACUUUGUAGCUGAGAGAGACGACUGGGGAUUCUAUAUGGCUUGUUCCGAGCAAUACCUCUCCUUUGGUCAUGGGAUUGUUGGAAGAGCAUUCGCAACAAACAAACAGUGUCUUUCAACUGACGUAGCAGCCUUUAGCAAGACAGAUUAUCCACUCUCUCACCAUGCUAAAAUGUUUGGGUUGCAUGCUGCCAUAGCCAUUCCACUACAAAGCUCCUAUGCUGGAUCGGCUGAUUUUGUCUUGGAAUUAUUCUUGCCAAAGGAUUGCCGUAACACUGAAGAACAAAAACAAAUGUGGGACAUAUUGCCUAUCACCGUACAACAGGCCUGUCAGAGUUGGCAUGUUAUCAUGGACAAGGAGCUUGAGGAAACAGUCAACAAGAAAAUGGUAGUUGCUUCAGAUGAGAGAUUUCAUAAAGAUGAAUCUCAGAAAUUUACAUCUUCAUUGUUCAAAGAUUCCUCUAAAGCACAGUCAUCCUGGAUUGCCCGUACGGUGGAGGCUCAGCAGAAAGGUAAAGGUGUCUCUGUCUCAUGGGACCAUACAAAAGAGGAACCUAGAGAAGAGUUCAAGGUAAAAUCUCAAUGGGGUAGGACUCAGGACGAUAUGUACCACAAACAGGCGUUUCCAGCGUUCGGGCAAUUUCAGCAAAAUUCUGGACCCAAAAGCAGUAUCGAAGCUGGCACAGAUUCAUCUUCUGCUGGGCGCCACUCAUUAGGCAGCAUAAAAUUUGGUGACAAGAGACGGACCAAGACAGAGAAGACAAUCAGCUUGGAAGUUCUUCGACAGCAUUUUGCAGGAAGCCUUAAAGAUGCUGCGAAGAGUAUAGGCGUGUGCCCCACCACUCUGAAAAGAAUAUGCAGGCAGCAUGGCAUCACCCGUUGGCCCUCUCGAAAGAUUAAGAAGGUUGGCCAUUCAUUGAAGAAACUUCAACUCGUGAUUGACUCAGUACAAGGUGCUGAGGGUGCCAUUCAAAUGGGUUCCUUCUACGCAACUUUCCCAGAAUUGACCUCUCCAAAUCUUUCUGGUAAUGGUGGUCUUCCAUCAACCAAGACAGAUGAAAAUUUCAAGCAGUUAAACCCUCAAACUGAGAGUGGCAUAUUUAGUGCUGCACCUAGUGCUUUAAAAUCCCCAUCCUCAUCAUGUAGUCACAGUUCUGGAUCGAGUAUCUGCUGUUCCAUUGGAGUAAAGCAGGACACAACCACCAUUAAUGGCUCAGUUAGCGGGGAUCCAUUAAUGGUAGAGGACCCUGGUGAUGUGCUCAAGAGAACACACAGUGAUGCGGAACUGCAUGCCUUGAAUCGUGACGAAACAAAGCUUCUCGUGAGAUCUCAAAGCCACAAAACAUUUGGUGACCUUCCAAGUCCAAAGAUUCCGCCGCCCCUCCCAAAAAGCAGUAGUCGCGUUAUACGUGAUGUGGGUAGCUUUAGAGUGAAGGCCACUUUUGGAGCAGACAAAAUCCGGUUCACCUUGCAACCAAACUGGGGUUUCAGGGACUUGCAACAAGAGACUGCAAGGCGUUUCAAUUUAGACGAUAUCUCUGGAAUUGAUCUCAAGUAUUUGGACGACGAUCAAGAGUGGGUUCUUUUGACAUGUGAUGCUGACCUCGAGGAGUGUAGAGAUGUCUAUAAAUUGUCUGAGAUCCAUACAAUCAAAAUAUCCCUUCAUCAACCUGCUCAACCACAUCUGGGAAGUUCAUUGGAAUCUAGAGGGCCACAUCUGGGAAGUUCAUUGGGAACUGGAGUGCCAUUCUAAAGCCACAGCAAGUUUCUAAAUUCUAAUAGAUCAUGGCAUUUAAGAUUAACAGUGUAAAUUUUCUUCUUUGGUGACUCUUGGUUUGAUUGCCCUGCAUCUAGUAGCUUGUGAAAUGGCUUGGGAUUCUGUAAGCAAUUCUUUCCAGUUUCAUGUUUGCAUUUAGCAUUGCAGCCAUUGAAUCUUAUUUUACAGUUCAUUGGCUAUUUAGAGGAAAUAAGGAUAUAUUUAAAUCAUUGGUUCAAAAUAAGCCUUUCGAUUGCC